AACUGCAUCUUCUCUACCAUGGAAAAUAAGUUGCGUUGAAAACGAUUUGUCCUGAAGUGAAAAAUUAAUGAAAUCUAUGAAGAUCUUCAUGGGAAAAAAAGAACAGAAAUCCGAGCAUCCAUCAUGAAGUGAUAGAAUCACAAGAAAGUGACUUCAGAGAAUUUCUGGACAAAAAGCAGGUGCAAGAAGUACAGAUUAGCCCCCUUGUCUUAAACCACAGAGACAUCCUAAGCAGUGGGAGCAUUAGCUGCUGUGAAAUGACUCAUGCAGGGGUUGAAGGGGAACCAUGAUGCUGGACACCACACAAAGAACCGUGAUCUCUGUGGGGUCUGCAGUGAAUGUGUUAACCUGAGGGCAUGACCUUUUUUCACACAGAAGGUUUUUUUAGAAUCAGCUGAGUCAGAAAGGGGAUUAAAACACAUUCUGCACCAAAAGCCACCUCUUCACAAUGCCUACGUGUAAAACAAGCCUGUGGAGGAACUGCACAACGGUAGUUGUGAAAGAAUGAGCUCAUUGCCUAGGAAGACUCAUCCCCAGAAGGCAGGGCUUUGAAACCAUAUAAAAGUUCUCAAAUCUCCGUGCUCCACCAUCCACUCGACUCUGUGCUUCUCCCUGUCGACUGGUUGGAUAAUCUUGUUUCCUGCAAAGAUGUCUCUGAAUCAAACACAAAUCAAGCAGGAAAUCAGCCUCCCACCUGGCUUGAGCAAAACAGUUCCAAAGCAAAGCCAAGAGCCUGUGCCACCUGCUGAGCCGGUCCCAUGUCCACAGCAACAACCUGAAGUCCAAGAUCAAACACCUUGCCCAGGAUCAGUCCCAGCAGUAGUGGUACCAGGCCCAGAAAAAGCGGUGCCAUUGCAAACACCGGAGGUGGAACCAGGCAAGGGAGAAACACCAGUGGUCAUAGUACCCGAGCACCCACCCCAGGAGCAGCAGAAGCAACAGCAAUGCAAAGUACCGCCAGCUUUCCCGCCUGCAUCAGACCCUGAGCCUGUUCCCGAAGAUAAAUCGUUGUGUAUAGAGCUGCCUGUGACAAUUCCUGUUUCCUGCUCUGAACAAGCUCCAUGUGUGCUUGAGAAGCCCGAGAGCAAGGAGAUUCCUGUGCCAGUUCCUGUUACCUGCUCGGAGGCUGCAGUGUGUGCCCAAGAGAAGCAGCACUGCAAGGAGACCCCUGUGCAAAUCCCUGUUCCUUGCCCUGAACCUUCACAAUGUCCCCAGGAGAAGCAGGAGUGCAAGCAGAUCCCCGUGCCGGUCCCUGUUGUGGACCCUGAACCCACACCAAGCACCCAAGAAAAGCAGCAGUGCAAGGAGAUCCCUGUGCCAGUCCCUGUUCCAAGCCCUGAACCUGCACAAUGUCCCCAGGAGAAGCAGGAGUGCAAGGAGAUCCCUGUGCCCGCCCCACCCCCUCCAGAGAAGCAGGAGUGCAAGGAGACCCCCGUGCCGGUCCCUGCUCCCUGCCCUGAGCAAGAGAAGUGCUCCCUUCCAGAGAAGCGUCCUCCCAUCGAGCAGCAGCAGGUGAAGCAGUCCAACCAGUGGCCACCAAAGCAGAAGUAACUUCCAGGUGACAAAGGAAGCCCUGAAGAGAGAAGAUUGAAAACCCAGACCUCUUCUCCCCGUGUCUCACAAUCAGAGGUCAUUUUCCAACACCCUUUUUAUUCACUGCAGAAUUUCUGUUCGGAAGCACAGCUCCCCCCCUGCAGCUAAUGCUAGCGUUAUCCUAUACUAACACCCAUACGCUGACAUGUCGGGACUGUCAAUAGAUCAUAACGCUUCAAGUGGUGUCGCAGGCAUGUGUGUUCAGCUUUCCAGCAGCCUGAAUUUCUGCCCUCUCCCAAUCAUCCUCCUGGCUUUUAAAGCCCCAAAAGCAUGAUGGCAUGCUUGAGUCAGGGUUCAGUACACUAAAUAUGCAAACCUAACCCGAAAGCAAUUAGGGACAUAGAGCUCAUCAUCCAAACCUGCACAGAGCCUCCUGGUUUUCAUGCUUUCCUCCCCAGCUCCCUGUACGCAAAUCCCAUCUCCCACCUUGCAUUUAGGGGGUUUGCCUAUUAAUAAUAGGAUUUGAGGUUUGUGCAGAACCUGCUGCUAAGGGGUUCUGGUCAAUAAUAACAAGACUUUCUGAAUCAUGAAUCCAUAAUUUUGAAUAUUUUAUGCAAUUAAAAAAUCCAUUGGGCUAGAGGAAGCAGAUUUUUCCGAAAGAGCCAUCACUCCUUAAUUACCUGCUUAGCUGAACUGGUAGCGCUUUCCUCUGACAGCUCACUUUGGAUUUUCUAGGAUGAGUAGAAGAACAGCUUGAGCUGAGACUCUAUGGAAAUAAAUAUAUACCUAAUUAAAUCCAACCCAGACAUGUUUUGAAAUAGAUUAACCUCAGGCGUGGCUUACAUCUGUUAGACAGGGUAAGGAAAAAAUCAUACACAGUGCUGUCUCAGUUACACCCUGCAACAUGUUUCAUCACACAGUGUUGUUGCCCGUUUAUUUGCUACUGAUCUCUAAUUAUUUUAGGCUGAUGUUGCAUCUAGGAUUUAUUUCACUGUGAAAUUCAACAAUAAAAAUGACGUUGAAUACCA
Columba livia (rock pigeon) is the source of this 2561-nucleotide messenger RNA. RefSeq lists its product as uncharacterized. The transcript is spliced from 2 exons. The record is from RefSeq and is a predicted model, not a curated record. NCBI's taxonomy places the organism in Eukaryota, Metazoa, Chordata, Aves, Columbiformes, Columbidae. The coding region runs from base 649 to 1551 and encodes 300 amino acids.